This is a messenger RNA of Silurus meridionalis, 2720 nucleotides long. RefSeq lists its product as uncharacterized. The coding region runs from base 180 to 1817 and encodes 545 amino acids. The transcript has 2 exons. NCBI's taxonomy places the organism in Eukaryota, Metazoa, Chordata, Actinopteri, Siluriformes, Siluridae. The record is from RefSeq and is a predicted model, not a curated record.
CGUCGCGCGUAAUAUGACGUCAUCGAAGAGCGACUCCGUUGUUUUGUGUUUACCUUUGGACUGAAAGAGCAGCAUUUACUCGGUUUUUUGUAGGGUUUUUUGUGUCUGUACUUUAUUUUACGGUAACUGGAUGUUUUUCUGAAGCCCUGCAAACUUUGUUACAAGCAUUCCUAUCCAACAUGGCAAAUACGGUGGUGAAAUUUACCUGGUGUUCGUGCCGCAACUAUAAAAUCCAGUCCAAAGACACACACGAGAAGUGUUUAAUCUGCCUGGGAAUUCAACACGCCAAGGAGGCUGUCCUGGAAUAUGGAAAAUGUCCACACUGUGCCAAGAUGGACUGGAGUACUUGUAUCAAGCGUCUCACCAAGGUGCAGGAGGUGAUCCAUCAGGAGGCCCAGCAGCGAAAAAAUGAGGCGUCUCAAAACAGAAAUCAGUCGAAACUUGAACCGGUCGCAUCGUCUGCUACGGCUAAAUCUGUGAAAGUCAUGUGUGCUACACCUAAUGUUUCGGAGGCCGAAACUGCUGCUUCAGCACCAUCUUUUUCCUCUGCACCCGUCAUGUUUACUCUUCUCUCACCGUCUUUGAACCUUCCUGACCCAAAUGCUACAGCGGUUAAAGGUAGAUGUGUUUCACAUGCUGCCUUGCAGCAUACGCUAGACUCGGCUUCAUCUGUAGCGUCUACGUUGAUACCUUCGACGUCACACAAAAGACGCCAUUUGUCUAGGUGUCACCCGUGCUGCACGAGACACUCGAGCAGGAGCUGCGGACGGAAACGAAAGCACUCCCCAUCUUCAUCCUUGUCCUCGUCUUGGAGUUCUGAUUCCUCCUGCGAACCUGUCAGGGAGAAGAGGUCACGCCGGGAAACAAGGAAUUCGGCAAAAAGUGAGCAGCUCCUUAAAAUGGUGCAGGAGAAACUGGAAGCCCAACAGAAAGACAUGCAGGUACAGUGGAGCACCAUUGAAAGAAGGCUUGAUAUCUUGGAGAAGAGGAGCCCAAACGAUGCUCCAAAUUUAGUUUCGCAAGUGGAGCAGGGACAACAGACAGGUAUUGCUGCCUGUUCUGGAUCAGUUUCCUUUGCGAAUGCAGUGAAACAAGAAGAUGCGCAAAUCGAUAUCUCACAUUCUUUAAAAUCCAGUUCAUUGCAGCACAUGAGCUCAGUGCCUGAUGUUACAUUGGAAGAGCUGCAGAAUCUCAUAGUACGUGCAGCCAAACGAUUGGGUAUCGAUUUUCCCAUAUCUCAAAGCAACUCACAACAUCCAGUGAUGGUGCCAGAGUUUGAGGAUUCGGUUCAAAGUACAUGGGCCAACCCGGCGAGCUCACAAGCCUUCAGGCCAGUGUUUUCUGAGUUGUACAAGCUUCAUGAAAGCCAAGCUCAACCUUAUGAACAUAUGCCUCAAGUCAACGAACUUAUGUCGACCAUCUUCCAAGCCGUCAUGCCUACAAGAAACGGAGAACACCCCGUUACUCCUGAGCACUGGAAAUUCACUGAAGCACUUGCAGAUAACUCGUACGAAACCGCUGGCAUGCUAGCAAAGACGGCUAAUUAUUUGCGAUACUUGUCUGAUUAUCAGAAGCACCUUUUGGCAGAGAUUUCUGAAAACCCGUCUCCUCAAAGGCUCACGGAUGUUCUCAGCGAGCUUAAGCUCAUCGGAGAGUUCAUGUUUCAGCUCUCCUCACACCAGGCCGAACUUUCUGGAAGGAUCAUGGCAGCAUCCGUGGCUCUUAAACGGCAGAUAUGGAUGGCCAAAACCAACUGCACUGAUUCGCUAAAAGUUGCGUUUGCGGAUCUUCCGUUCGUGGUCGAGACUCGAAAAUAGAUGUUUGGAACUGAUUAGUUUCUGUUUUUUUAUGAUUAUAUUUGUGGUUGAUAUGUUCAUUUUUUAUGUCUCCUUCCAUGGUAUUUUGCACAAAUUGUUUUUAUUAUUAUUUGUAAUUUUUUGGGGGGAAAUUCUUGUUUGAUAGAUGCUCGGGGGAAGUUGACAAGCUGUUUAUGCCAUUUGUUUUUAAUCCAUUGUUUGUACCCUUUGGCGAUGGCUACUAAGUUGUUUAUCCUCUUUUUUUGUUUGUUUUUAAGUGUAGCUCAGUGUAUAUAAAAAUUUACACACCCCUGUUAAAAUGAGUAUUCAAGAUGUAAAAAAAUGAAACCACUACAAAUCACACUCAAUUGUUUCUCACCUUAAAUGUGAUAUAGAAUCCAAAAUUAUUCGAAUAAAGAAAAGUUUGCAUACCUCAUAAAAACAAAAGAUUUGUUAAAGCAUUGUGCUUGUUAUACAGUCCUCAGUCGUUUUAUGUAACAGUCUACUACGUUAUCACACCUUCUUUUGCCAGUUUAAUUCCAAAAAAAUCAAUCCUCCAGCUCUUUCAAGUAUCAAGAGGAAUUCCUGUGAAAAAUCUUUUUUUCAGGGUUUUCAACAGGUUUCGAUAGGAUUUAGAUCAGGUUUUGUUCAGGGACUUUCCAAAACUUGAUCUGUAUUUUUUUGCUGACUUGGAUUCAUGCUUUAGGUUGUUGUUGAAUUAACAGCGGCAUGCAGGUUUGGGCCUUAAAUAGAUAGGUAUUAAGAGAUUCCCUCAAUGAAACCUCAGCCAUAGCUGAAGUAAAGCAGCCACACAGCAUGACGCCCUACGUUGCUUUAUCUUGUGUAUGGUGUAUUUUUUAUGCGAUGAGAUUCUGUGCUUUGGCAUCAUUUUUUUCCCUUAAUAAAGAUUAUGCUUAAACAAUU